UCCUCUCACUCUGAUAGUAUUCCUUCCGCAAAAUGGCUGUGUCGAUGGCUCACAUGCCUCCAGCCUCGUCCAUCUUCUCGAUGUACGCCUCCAUCUCCGCGUCCAUCAUGCUCCUCCAAACAAUGAUGAACCAGCUCCUCCCCCUCCCCGCCCAGCGCUUCCUCCUCUCCCUCCUCCGCCGCCUCUUCCCCCGCCGCCCCUCCCACUCCACCCUCCUCAUCGAGGAGCGCGACGGCCUCUCCUCCAACGAGCUCUUCUCCGCCGCCGAGACCUACCUCUGCUCCCUCCUCCGCCCCGACUCCCACCGCCUCAAGCUCACCAAGCGCCCCAACGACCCCUCCCUCUCCCUCCGCUUCGCCUCCUCCCACUCCAUCCCCGACUCCCACCGCGGCAUCCCCCUCCUCUGGCGCUUCGUCAACGAAGAACACAACAAACACAACAAGCCCCAUCUCGACGAGCGCUCCCACCACCCCGACUCCGAGAAGCGCUACUUCGAGCUCACCUUCACCAAAGAGUCCCGCGACACCGUCCUCGAAUCCUACAUCCCUUCCGUCCUCGCCCGCGCCAAAGUCAUCAAGGACCAGAACAAGGUCGUCAAGCUCCACACGCUCGCCGGCGCCCCCUCCUACAGCAGCUCCUCCGUCUGGGACUCCGUCAAUCUGGAGCAUCCCUCCACGUUCGACACGCUGGCGAUGGAGGCGGAUUUGAAGAAGAGGAUCAAGGAGGAUUUGGAUCGGUUUGUGAGGAGGAAGGACUUUUACCGGAGGGUCGGGAGGGCGUGGAAGAGGGGGUACUUGCUGUAUGGGCCGCCGGGCACGGGGAAAUCCAGCUUGAUUGCGGCGAUGGCCAAUUAUCUCAAGUUCGAUAUCUACGAUUUGGAGCUCACGAAUGUGAGAAGGGAUUCGGAUUUGAGGAAACUGCUGCUCAGGACUGCUAACAGGUCCAUUCUUGUCAUUGAGGACAUUGAUUGCACCGUCGACCUUCCCGACCGGAAAGGCUCCCCUGCCGCUGUCGCCGCCGCUGUUGAAGGUGCUAAUGCACAUCUCCACCGCCCGCGUGAUACUCAGUUCACACUCUCAGGGCUAUUGAACUUCAUCGACGGGCUGUGGUCGAGCUGCGGCGACGAGCGAAUCAUUGUAUUCACUACAAACAACAAAGGCAAGCUAGAUCCCGCAUUGCUCCGGCCGGGGCGCAUGGACAUGCACAUACACAUGUCCUAUCUCACACCCGACGGGUUUCGCCUCCUUGCCUCUACUUAUCUCGGCAUCCAAGGCCACCACCCCAGUCUCCCCGAGAUCGAAAAUCUAAUCAAGAUGAAGAACAUCACGCCCGCUGAAGUCGCCGAAGAGCUCAUGAAAUUUGAUGAUGUCGAUUUAUCCCUUAAUGAGGUGCUAAAUUUUCUAAAAAGCAAGACAAACGAAGAUGAAGAUGACACCAAAACUAUUAGUGAAAAAGAUGUGGAGGUUGGUGUGGCCAAAGACCAAGUUACGGCCCACGAUAGCGACUUUUAAAUGUGACACAUUAAGAAAUUACUAAUUUGGUAUGGUAAAAUGGUUGGAUAUUGCUAGCUUAGGUUUGAUCACAUGUUGCUUUAGUGCUUUUCCAUUUCAACAAUUGAAUUUAAUUUCUGUCUGA
This is a messenger RNA of Salvia hispanica, 1635 nucleotides long. RefSeq names its product AAA-ATPase At5g17750-like. Lineage: Eukaryota; Viridiplantae; Streptophyta; Magnoliopsida; Lamiales; Lamiaceae. The record is from RefSeq and is a predicted model, not a curated record. Gene Ontology annotation, molecular function: ATP binding; ATP hydrolysis activity.